Messenger RNA from Colletotrichum karsti, 375 nucleotides. RefSeq lists its product as uncharacterized. The transcript has a single exon. The record is from RefSeq and is a predicted model, not a curated record. NCBI's taxonomy places the organism in Eukaryota, Fungi, Ascomycota, Sordariomycetes, Glomerellales, Glomerellaceae. The coding region runs from base 1 to 375 and encodes 124 amino acids.
AUGGAGAAUUACAGAAAACCUCUUCGCCUACUCGCCGGCAUGGUUGUGUUCCUCUUGGGUUGUACCUGGCUGGCUCUUCCCAUCACUGGGGGUUUUGCCUUCAAGGCAAUCAAAGGCGAAGACCCGGGUUCUCUCGGUUCCUGGCUCAAGUUCCAUCUCAUCGUCAGCGGGUACAUUGCUGUCGUUGGGUUGGGCCUGGAACUGGUGAACCUGGCGUUCCGAUGCCAUCCGACCCUUGAAGGAGAAUCGACGUCGGGUCACGAGGAGUGGCAGGUUGUCAAGGCAAUCAUCGGAUCCCUAAAGGUUUGUCUCUCCAAAGCCUUCGGCAGAGGAGAGCUGCCGGCGAGGUCCGUUGAUGAGCUGCGAGCUGUCUGA